GUUAAUAACAACAACCAUAAUUAAACGACAGCAAAACAAUAAAUAAAACCCAGAAGAUGACAGUCAAAUAUGUAAGAAAAAUUAAAGUUCAACUGUCACCGGUCAUCCUGAAAACAGCAGCUAUUGCAAUCGAUAUCUGAGAAGAACAAGUGAAGUUGAGUUCUCCUCUUCUCUCUCUUCGCUGCAUCGUUUUCCGUCGCUGUGCCAAUUUGGUGCUUACAACCAGCCUAUUCUAGAACAGCAGUUUCUUUCAAGCGAACACCUAGUAGUUCAUUCCAUCAUUCCCACAGUAGGUCUCCCGCAGGCGCUCGCUCUUCAACUUCUACAAACACAAAUUUUUAAAAAACACCCAGGAAAAAUGGCGGAAAUUUGUGAAAAUGAGAUGCAUGAAGAAAAGCAUAACAAUGAAUUGAAUGAACUUAUGAAAGAUAUGGAAGGAUGGAGAGCUGCAUUGCUUCGCUUAAAUGGCGUCAUUGACUGGGACCGGCCAUACCAUCCACUUGUACUUUUGGCUCCAAUAACAAUUAUUUUUCUCUUAGUCUGGUAUUUCGAGCCAUCCUUCUUGACUACGGUUGCUCUGUUGGGAAUGAGUAUCAGUUUAAUUGAUUUUCUUGUUCCACUUUUGUCAUCUAUGUAUGGUCCUGAAACCUGGACUGUGGUUCAAGAACAGCAAUUUGAGCAAAUAUGUGAGCGUAUCAUGAAUGUAAGGGACCAUCUGACUAAUGUCAAGACUACAUUGGUGGGACUUAAAGUAGAGAAACCAAAGUAUUUCGCUGUAACGAUGGGAAUCAUGGCUUUCUUUGCUUGGUUUGGUAGCUUGGUGAACAAUCUGAUACUCACUUAUCUUAUUGUGGGUUUCGUUGUUCUUUAUCCUGGGUUACGCCGUCACCAGAUUCUUGAGAAGUACAUCCAAGGAAUUGUGGUUGUCUUGAAGAGGAUGUUUUUUGGAAAACCUAAAGCAAAGAAGUCUUAGGGUUUAUUAUGAAGAAACUGGUGCUUAGUGUUGAAGUUUGGCAAUUGUACAGCCAUCCAGUUACUGCAUAUUUCUGAUGGUUUUUCAGUCUGUUGUGGUUUUAUUUUUGUAUUUGAUCAAUACAAAUGCCUAACCUUUCUAAUGCCCUACAUUAUUGUCCUUUAAUUUUCAUCUCACCCCAAACCCCCUUUGUCUGUCUAUUUUUGGGCUUUUCUAACACCUUUUUCAACACCAAUUCGUCCAAUGGUUAACUGUGCUCUGCUAAUGGUGUUAUUUUGGCUUUUGAUCUCUUCUAGUUUUAAUGCUUUUAACAAAAGAGAAACACUUGAAACAGUAUAUUUUUUAUUGUUUAUGAAUCUAAUAAGAUAAACACAUAUGAACGGUCAUGUGUGCAAACACAAUCACAGACUCUCAUAUAUACACAGUGUAUUCAUUUUAUACAUUGGUACCUGCUAUAUAUAUAUAUAUAUCCAUGAGUUAUUUGCAUUUUAACUUACGCUAUUGCUCUUGAUUCAUAUUCUUGGUAUUAGAUAAUAGUUGCUUAGAAUAUCAUUAAAGAAUGUUGUAGAAAGA
Messenger RNA from Octopus sinensis (East Asian common octopus), 1546 nucleotides. Its product is annotated as ADP-ribosylation factor-like protein 6-interacting protein 1. NCBI's taxonomy places the organism in Eukaryota, Metazoa, Mollusca, Cephalopoda, Octopoda, Octopodidae. The coding region runs from base 359 to 973 and encodes 204 amino acids. The record is from RefSeq and is a predicted model, not a curated record. The transcript has 6 exons.